AUGCGGGAGCUGGGCUCUCGCUCCCGCUCCGCCAUGUCCUCGCCAGCAAAAGCCGCUGCUGCCUCCUCUUGCCUCUCCUCCCAGUGCUUCGACCUCCUGACCAGGUCCUGCGUCAAGUGCUCUGACUUGUUCAAGGAAAACACAACAGAGCCCGCCCACAUGGAGCCUACCUCCGCCUUAGCGCCCGCCGUCCCCUCAGCAGACCUGCCCAGCACCCUCCUCAUCUUCGGGGUCCCAGUGGUGGUGGGGCUCGUCCUGGCUCUGGCCGCUCUCUGGGCCCUCCUGGCCUGCAGCAAGGCGGGGAAGCAGAGGAGGAAGAGGAAGGCGGUGGACAAGGAGGCCGAAGCAAACAUGGAUGCUACCAGCCCCCUGCCCAGCCCGGGCUGCCGGGACCUUGUGCUGCUGGAGGGAGAUGCCGCCCUGGCCCCAGCCCCAUGCCUGCAUCUCAACGGAGGCCUGAAUAUGCCGGGACCGCCUGGGAAAGACAGGGCAAAGCGGAGGCCGUGCUGCCGGGGUGAUGCUGACGGCGACAUCGUCCUACUUUCCACCGUGUACCCCCGGCACAAGGAGUGCAACCAUGGCUUCCCACUGCCUGCCACCGAGCUGGGGGCCACAGCCCUGGUCACCACCAAAACCACUCAGAACUGUGCCAGUGAGGAGAGAGCCUGA
This is a messenger RNA of Opisthocomus hoazin, 669 nucleotides long. It is a transcript of the gene TNFRSF13C, whose product is annotated as TNF receptor superfamily member 13C. Gene Ontology annotation, cellular component: external side of plasma membrane. The record is from RefSeq and is a predicted model, not a curated record. Gene Ontology annotation, biological process: positive regulation of T cell proliferation; tumor necrosis factor-mediated signaling pathway; T cell costimulation. Gene Ontology annotation, molecular function: signaling receptor activity. Lineage: Eukaryota; Metazoa; Chordata; Aves; Opisthocomiformes; Opisthocomidae.